This is a messenger RNA of Danio rerio (zebrafish), 2760 nucleotides long. It is a transcript of the gene xylt1, whose product is annotated as xylosyltransferase I. The record is from RefSeq and is marked provisional. Gene Ontology annotation, biological process: proteoglycan biosynthetic process; heparan sulfate proteoglycan biosynthetic process. NCBI's taxonomy places the organism in Eukaryota, Metazoa, Chordata, Actinopteri, Cypriniformes, Danionidae. Gene Ontology annotation, molecular function: glycosyltransferase activity; protein xylosyltransferase activity. Gene Ontology annotation, cellular component: Golgi membrane; membrane.
AUGUUCGGCAGUCUGUGCGCCCGUAAGCUGGCUCGCCGAUCGCGGUCUGCGUUAAUAGCCGCGCUGACAGUGCUGCUGGUCCAAACACUCAUCGUGUGGAACUUCAGCAGUCUGGACACGGGAGAAGACCGAAAAGACAACGGCAGGGAGAAGAGGGACCGAAUCGGCAUCAACAAAGCCUACAGCGAGUACCCGAAGAGCGGCUUCCAGAAGAGGCAUCACCAGCCGCCGCUGGGAAAAGCGUCCAAUCGACAUAAACAGCAGCCGGAUGGCUACUAUUCGCACCGGCCCAAGGAGAAAGUCCGUGUGGACAGCAACAAUGAAAACUCUGUUCCCAAAGACUUUGAGAAUAUAGACAACAGUAACUUCGGUGCACGUUCCCAAACACAGAGACACGCACCUGGCAAGCACAAACAAGGCCUUCUGGAAAAGGCGCAUGCACAGCAAAGCCUGAGCAAGAACUCCAAUGAGGUCAUUCAGUAUGCACAGAACAAAGCUGGCCUCAAUCAGACGCACACUGAUCUUCACCAGAGAGCCAAUCCCACCCUCCGCCCACAGCAAUCCCAGCAACACCGGCACCACUUCCAGCGACCCAAGCGAUCGAUCACACCCACUGCUGACAUCAAGUAUGACCAACCACCCAAAUGUGAGAUCAGUGGAAAAGAGGCGAUCUCUGCCUUGUCCCGUGCUAAAACCAAGGAGUGCCGGCAGCAGAUAGUAGAGGUUUACUGCCGCCACAAAGAACACCAGCUCAUGCCCGAGAAGGUCACCCGCUACUGUCCUGUAGAGGGCAAAGUAAACAUGAAUGUGCAAUGGGAGGAGGACUCAAUGGAGACUGUGCCUGCAGUACCAGUGCGGAUCGCCUUCAUGUUGGUGGUCCACGGACGUGCCGCACGCCAGGUGCAGCGACUCUUCAAGGCCAUAUACCACACGUCUCACUUCUACUACAUUCAUGUGGACCAGCGAUCCAACUACCUGCACAGGCAGAUGGUGGCUCUCGCUCACCAGUAUCCUAACGUCCGGGUCACAUCGUGGCGCAUGUCUACAAUAUGGGGUGGUGCCAGCCUGCUCACCAUGUACCUGCAGAGCAUGAAGGACCUGCUGGCCAUGAGGGAUUGGUCCUGGGAUUUCUUCAUCAACUUGAGUGCGGCUGAUUACCCUAUCCGGACCAAUGAUCAGCUGGUGGCCUUCCUGUCCAAAUACAGAAAUAUGAAUUUCAUCAAGUCUCAUGGGAGAGACAACGCUCGAUUCAUCAGAAAACAGGGUUUGGACCGGCUUUUCUUUGAGUGCGACACCCAUAUGUGGCGGCUUGGAGACAGGAAAAUUCCAGAAGGAAUAUCGGUGGAUGGAGGCUCUGACUGGUUUCUGCUUAACCGGAUGUUUGUGGAGUACGUCAUUAACACUCAAGACGACCUUGUGACUAACAUGAAGCGCUUCUAUGCGUACACGCUGCUGCCAGCAGAGUCGUUCUUCCACACGGUUCUGGAGAACAGUCCGCACUGCGAGAGCAUGGUGGACAACAACCUGCGCAUCACCAACUGGAAUCGAAAGCUGGGUUGCAAGUGUCAAUACAAGCACAUCGUGGAUUGGUGCGGCUGCUCGCCCAACGACUUCAAGCCUUCCGAUCUGCCCCGUUUCCAGCAAACCACCAGGCCCACAUUCUUCGCGAGGAAGUUUGAAGCCAGUGUAAAUCAAGAGAUAGUGAACCAGUUGGACGUCUUCCUGUUCGGGAGUUUGCCCCAGGGCACGCCGGGUCUCAAGGCCUACUGGGAGAAUGUUUUUGAUGAAGCGGAUGGGAUUCACAGCUUGUCCGACGCACAUCUCACUCACUAUCAUGCCUUCGCCCGAUUGGGUCUGGCACGAACCGCCAACUCGCUACAGGGUGACCCCAAUGACAACAGCUGCAGGUAUUUUGCCAUGGGCCAUCCGGUGUCUGUCCACAUCUACUUCCUGUCUGAUGAGUUUCAGGGGUACCUGGUCAGGCAUCACGCCACCAAUCUGGCAACCAGCAAACUGGAAACCCUGGAGACCUGGGUAAUGCCCAAACAGUUCUACAAGUUCACCAAUCCUCCCAAAACCUUCACCCGACUGCAGUUUGCUGAGAUUGGAACAGACUGGGACGCGAAGGAAAGGAUAUUCCGGAAUUUUGGAAAUAUGAUGGGCCCCAUGGACGAGCCUGUGGGAAUGCAGAAAUGGGGGAAAGGCUCAAAUGUGACCGUGACUGUGGUGUGGAUUGACCCCACUAAUGUGAUCGCUGCAACAUAUGACAUCCUGAUCGAUGCCAGUGCCGAAUUCACACACUACAGGCCUCCGCUGAACCUGCCCCUGCGGCCCGGCAUGUGGACCGUCCGUGUGCUGCACCACUGGAGCCCCGUGGCGGAGACUCGCUUCCUCAUCACUCCACUCACACACCACAAACACCUGCCUAUACGCCAUGAGGAUGCUUUAAAAAUGCACAACGGACCGGCUAAGAACAGCUACAUGGAGCAGAGUUUCCACGGCCUGAACCCCAUCCUCAACAUCCCAGUGCACCUGGGUCAGGUAGAGGCAGCGGAGCACAACGCAGGUCUCACGGGGUCUGAGCUGGAGCGCUGGGUGGACAGUCUGGUGGGCGACGUGUGGUCAGCAGUGGACGUGUGCUCGACGGGCCCUAGUGGAUGCCCCGUCAUGCAGACUUGCAGGGAAACUGUGUGGAGCUCUCUCAGCCCAGACCCAAAAUCCCAGCUCGGCCCACCCAAAAACAACGGACGAAUCAGGUAG